Messenger RNA from Ooceraea biroi (clonal raider ant), 1371 nucleotides. It is a transcript of the gene Sirt4, whose product is annotated as NAD-dependent protein deacylase Sirt4. The record is from RefSeq and is a predicted model, not a curated record. NCBI's taxonomy places the organism in Eukaryota, Metazoa, Arthropoda, Insecta, Hymenoptera, Formicidae. Gene Ontology annotation, cellular component: mitochondrial matrix. Gene Ontology annotation, molecular function: NAD+ binding; histone deacetylase activity, NAD-dependent.
UUACGUAGACUAAACUUCUGAUUUGUGAAUAGCACUAAUGCGUCGCAAAAUAUUAAUCUCUUUAUAAAUCUAUAAGAAGAAAAAGAAUAUUCAAUUAUGCCCGCUUAUUAAAGUUACAUGUACAAUACAAGAACAUGCAAUCAUACAGAUUGAUGCUCAUGGAUACUUUGACAGAAUGAUCAAUCGUACAUCACGAUUACAACAAAGUAUAUUUAUCACGAUGCAAGGUCUUUCCGCACAUACGACUAUUAUGUCAGGAUUCUCGCGUUUAUAUAAAUCAAGUCUUGCAUUCGUUCCAAAAUGCGACCCGACGAGAAUGGAAGACGUGAUAAAGUUGAGAGAAUUUAUUGAUGGACAUAAUCGUUUGUGUAUAUUAACUGGGGCAGGGAUAUCCACGGAAAGCGGUAUUCCUGAUUAUAGAUCGGCGGAGGUUGGACUUUAUGCUCGAAGUAAUCAUGAACCGAUUCUUUAUAAAGAAUUUUGCAACAGUGAAGCUGCCAGAAGAAGAUACUGGGCCAGGAAUUAUGUCGGAUGGCCAAGAUUUUCAUCCAUUAAACCAAAUAUUACACAUAAGAUGUUAAAAGAUUUGGAAUGUAUCAGAAAGGUUGAAUGCAUUGUCACGCAGAACGUUGACAAUUUACAUUCGAAAGCAGGGAGUAAAAAAGUAAUAGAGUUGCAUGGAACAGCAUUUAGAGUAAUGUGUCUUAAUUGCGAUUACAAACUAUGCAGAUACGAACUUCAGGAAAUCUUCCGGAUACUUAAUCCAUCUAUGACUGCAACCACUCAAAUGAUAAGACCUGAUGGUGAUGUGGAGUUAACACAGGCACAAGUAGAAGAUUUUAACAUUCCUGAUUGCGAUAAAUGUGGUGGUAUCUUGAAACCGGAUAUCGUAUUCUUCGGUGACAAUGUACGGCGUGACAUAGUACAAAAUGUGAAAGCUAACGUCGAAAAUUCGGAUGCUCUAUUAAUCUUGGGCACGACUCUUACUACAUUCUCCGCAUAUAGAAUCGUACUACAAGCGGUUGACAUCAAGAAGUCAAUAGCGAUAGUAAACAUUGGCAAAACUAGAGCUGACAAAUUAGCGCAUUUAAGAGUGGAGGGAAGAUGCGGUGACAUUCUAACAAAGGCUUGGCAACCGGAUAUUGCAAUCAAAUCUGAAAGAUGACAAAUGUAGAGAGUAAAUUUUAAAUUUAUCUUAUUGUAAUAAUUAAUAAUUAUUACAAUAAUUUAUUACAAUUAAUAAUUUAUUAAUUGUUGAAUGGUAAGAAAUAAUUAUCUGUGAGGUAUACCUUACACAUAAAACACAUGUAUAAUGUGUACAAUAACUAAUAAAUCUUUGAUUCAAAAAGGUAUAAAUAAACAAGUACUUUU